This is a messenger RNA of Calliphora vicina (urban bluebottle blowfly), 6302 nucleotides long. RefSeq names its product javelin-like (gene jvl). NCBI's taxonomy places the organism in Eukaryota, Metazoa, Arthropoda, Insecta, Diptera, Calliphoridae. The record is from RefSeq and is a predicted model, not a curated record. The transcript has 8 exons. Bases 813 to 5921 code for a protein of 1702 amino acids.
ACCAAAAAAAAAAAAAUAUGAAAAAAUGUAUUGAAAUGUAAAAAUAAUAAUUAAUUAAAAUGUUAGUAUAAAUAUCUUAGUAAAUGAUUAAUAAAUCGUUGAUAAGCCUGCAAAAAGUGCAAUUUUUGCUAUCGUGACAAUUUUUUUCUGCGGUUACUUCUUGCCGUUCGCUUUCCUCCAUCUUUUGCAAUAUUAAUUUUGUGAGUUUUGGUGUGUCUCCUCCUCCACUGUCGAGCUUUUCUUUUCAACACCAAGCUAAGAUAUGUUUGUGGGUUACUCCCUGUCUGUGCAAGAAUUUCAGCAUAAAAAGAAUUCAUGAUAAAAAGUUUAACAUUGUCGCUUCAAAGGAUAAAUCGUGUAUAACUACAAUAAAGUAAAUACCUACAACAGCAGUGAGUGAAAUCGAGUGAAUGGUGAAUUUUGUAACUAGACAAUAAAGAGUCGUCUAUCCAUCAAUUUUGUAAAACAAUCGUUGAUAAAAAGUGAAAAAUAAAUCUAACAAAUGUUCAAGAUUUUAUGACGCAUGUUUGUAACAACAUGCUUCUAAAACAACAACAACUAACCGUCCAUUUAAACAAAAGCAGUAGGAAUUUGUUUAACUCAGAACAAAGACCAACUCAAGCAGUUUUUAUAAACAAAAUAAAUUUAUAGUGAUUCCUUUACAGUUCGUUUUGUCGUAAGCAAUCGCCAUUUAAGCUCUAAAAGUAGAUAAUUUAGUGACGAUACCUACUUUUAAUUAAACAUAAAUUGAUUUUUAUAAACAAAACUUGCUUGAAAAUAAACGAUCAUUUUGUGUUUGUUGUUAAAAUUCUAUGGCAACAUUGAUACAUUAUGAAGACGAGGGUGGAGGCGGUGGCAGCGGCAGUGGAGAUGGUGGCGGUGGCGAUGACACCUCCAGUGUUACCAUAUGUGGCAGCAGCAGCAGUACCAUCAAUAGUCAUUGUUUUAACACGCAUCAUACACCAUCGCCAACUAUUUUAGCAUCGACUUCAGCGUCAUCUCCACACGAACAAUAUAACAUUAACAAUAAUAAUAACAAUACUACAACAACAAUAACAACAUCUACAUGUAACACUAACGGUUCUACGACCAACACUCAAUCAAUGGAUUAUAAAAAUACUGAUGAUGAUGUUGGUGCCGGCGAAGAUAUUGAAGAUGAGGAGCAGCCUCAUGGGUGUGGCAUUAUUAAAGAUCAUAACAAUAUAGACAACAACACAGCAUGUGUAGCAAACUCAGGUUUGGCUUUACAACACUAUCGCCAUCAACCGCAACAGCAACCGGAAACGCAAGCCAAGAAUUUAUUAUUAUGUCGCCGUUUUAAGGACUCUGGCGAUACAUUGCGCAACUUUACCUCUUUGCCCUUGUUCAUUUAUGCCACCUCGCCAUCAACACAUGCCACUUCGGCCGAUGGUGUGGGUGUCGCUCAAGUGGCCGUAAAAGCAGCCGAAGAAGCUGUUGCCAAUAUGAAAAAGAAUGAAACCCAUGAUUUGGUACGACGUAAUAGCAACAGUGCAACAACUCAACAACAGACGGGCAAAAGUAUCAGCGGUGUUGGUGGUGAUGGCCUAUUAUUAAGAAGAACAAUGGACUGUUUGCCCCUGACACAUGGUGUGGGUACACAUCAUCCUCAUCUAAUGGCUUCUAGUAAUACAGUGAAUGUCACUGUAGCACCAAGCUCAGCCGUUGUGGCGGCCUAUCCACAUCAUCAUCACCUGAACCUCAAUCAUCAUCAUUUGUUAAGUCAUCAUUUGCCGUACAGCAAUAACUACAGUGGUCUGCAUCAUACAUCGACGACGUCGACCAAUAUGAGUCACCAUCAUAAUCAUCCACAUUUGAAUAUACACAGUGAACAGACGAAAUCGUUGCAGGAGUUGCAGCAUGAAGUUGGGGCGCUGUUGGAAUUUCGUGAUUUAGUUAUAGAAACAUUUCCCGAUCUCAAGCAAAAAAUGGCUUCCAUAUCGUCGGCUGCGUCGACCUCAUCGUCGACGGGCGGCGCCGGUGGUGGUAGUGGAAAUGUUAUGACAAAUGGUCAAUCGUCGUCGGUGAGUGUGAGCAGCAGUGGCUCGAUAAUUCCUCUGACCAGCGGUGGUACGUUGGUGUCGCGACGCGAAUGGGAACCUGGCAUAAGGGUGAAGCGUAAGAUUUCUCAGAAGGAACAACCCGCCGCCAUAGAAUUAACAUCGUCGUCAUCGUUGACGAGAAGUCGCAGUAAUUCCCAUAGCGGCAAAAAAGAGCCAAAGAGUAGUAGCGGUGGUGGUGUUAGCGGCAGUGGUGUUAGUGGCGGUGCCACAAGUGGUGGUGAAAAUAAUAACGGUAGUGUAGUACAAGAUUCCGGAUUCUCCACGGAAACCAGUUCAUCCAAAGAGGGUCAUAGUGCCUCUUCAACAAAUGGUGCUUUAACGGGCGCCAUUGCAUCAAAUCGUUUAUCCUGUCCUGAAUCCGACGAUGAGUUGUUAAAUCUCCUAGAUGUUAUACACCGCAAGUCGAAUCGUUUACGAGAAGAAGUCGAACAUUUACAAAACUAUGAACGUCAACAUUUGCAACCAAGUUCGAGUGCGGAACGAGAUCAAACUGACGUAGCCACCACUUCCGCUGAAGGUGCAACUGGUCUUUCCAAGUCCAGCAGCAGUAGUGCCAAUACAGCUUUAACACCAAAAACCUUCCGUGAGCAUGUUGAACGUCUGAACAAAGAGGACCUGCAGCAAUUGCGUAAGGAACGCGAUCGCCUGCUGGAUAAAUUGGCGGAGAUGGAGGCUGAAACUUUGACGGGUCGCAUAAAAGCAGCCAAAAUGAGUGAAAAAGUUGAAGAGUUGAUAAAUGUGAAACGAGAUUUGGAGGAACAGCUAAAACUGGCCAUGGCACAAAGAUUAGAGUUAAACUCUAGAGUGCAACAGUUGCAGCAACAACAGCAGCUGACACACAGUAAAAGUUCCAACAGUCAAUCGGAUUUUUCUAGCAGUCCUCGUACAUUUCUUUCCUCCUCGGCUAAUACUGUUUUAUCUACGGUUAGUGCAAACUCAUCUAGACAACAUACAUUCCAACCUGUAGUUGUAGAACAGCAAACAACGGAUCAGCAGCAACAUAAUCAUUUAAUACCAUUCCAUCAAAGCACUGGCAGUGAUAAUAAACGUAAUUCUCAACUUCAGCAAUUCACGCCCGAUCAAUUGGGUCGCUUGGAUGGCAUUGUUAGCACGCCCGGAGAUCGGAAUACCAAGUGCCGGGUGACAGAUUCAAAACGUUUUGCCGCUAUACUCCUAGAGACUAGUGUCAUAGAAUUGCGAAGACAUUUAUUAACUUUAACUGUUAAGAAUCAGGUUUUAAUGCAAAAACUUGAUCAGGCUUCAAAAACAAAGGGUCAUUUAGUCAAACGUUUAGACAAAUCCAAAGAAGAUGUUGAUGAUUUAAGAUUUCAGCUUGAAGAAAAGAACAUAGAAUUAGAAGGUACUAAAGCCCAGCUACGUGUUUUAGAAUCUAGACUGCAUUCAAUAACACCCAGCAGCGGUGCUGCCACCAAUUCCUAUUUACACUCGCAAAAUGACUAUGAAACCAAUCGUUCUUCAGCCUCUACCACGCUAAUGCUAAGCAGACGUGGUGGUGCCGGCAGCGGCCUCAAUACCGAUUCUAGUGACAUACGCUCAUCCACGCCCAUAUCAGCCACACACAACGGCCAAAUGCCUCAGCCCAUAACCAUGCAAAUAUCGACACCCAGCAUGAAGGCCAUGACUCACUUGGCCAUGGAUGACAUGCAACAUCAUAGCAGCAGUACAGAGUCUGCUCACGAACAUGAUCUGGUACACCACGAUACCAUGACCAUAAGUCAAAUGCAGACUAAAUUGGAAAAUGGACGUAAUAUAAGACAAGCUCUAAUGAGUACUAGUGUGGACGGUGUGAGUCCCUUUGAACAGCAAUUGCAGCAGCAACAUGUGGCUGCUAUUAGAAAUCAGGUGCAAGCCCUAAAGAAAUUUAGUGGUGUGACAACUACGAAACCGAGUAAAAUUCCUUUGCCAGGCAGUAAAGCGGCGGCAUAUUUUGCAGGAAAACCACCUUCCGGCAGACCCUCCACAGCUGGUCGUUCACCACCCUCGGCAAAUUCUUCGGGUUCCUCCAGUAGAUCACCCCUGAGUAGAAGUACUGGCAAUCUAUUGUAUUCCAAAUCACCAAAUAGCCUGAAAAGAGCUGAUUCAGCACAAAGUAUACGCAAAGAUAAUAAUUCAUCUUCGCUUAGCACCAAUACCAGUCGUAGUUCCACCUCGUCGUCCAUACCAAUGGCAACAACAUCAUAUGGCUCAGCCUCGAAGUCAUAUGUUGGUGGUGCAGGUGGUGGAGGUGGUUCCAUUAACAAUACAACAAGCAAUAACACUUUAAAUAGUCCGUCCUCGAGAGUUUUGCAAAAUUCUCCAUUACCAAAACCAAAACGUGAAUCGUUGUCAACAAAAGUCAGACAUAUGGAUUCCUUAUCACGUGCUUAUCACCAUCAACAACAACAUAACAAUACCAAUACGACGCAUAACUAUUCCAAUGUUAGUAACACUAGUGAUAAUACACCCACGACAAUUGUGCAAACAAACACAUUAUCCACAACUGCCACUACACCCGGUGGCGGCACUGGUGCCGGUAGUUAUUUGAUCAGUAGCACGCCAAAAACAUCAACUAUAGCAGCUCAACUUACCUCUUCAUUACGUAAAGAUUUACAAUUAAGUUCCAGUAGUUUUAAUCAUCCAGCGCCAUUUCAACGAAGAGCUACCGCCUCCUCGGCGGGCCAAACAAAUGCCAAUACAAACACCAUUAGCACCACCACACACACCACUAGACGUUUCAGCAGUGCUUCAGUAAUGGGGGCCCGUGCUGCGCGACAGGCUAACCAGGAUUACGAGGGUCAACACAACAGCAAUGUAAGUGGCAACAGUGUGGCAGCCGGUGUGACCAGUUCUUCUUCAUCGACGCACAGUGGUGGCGUCAACAAUGGUGGCACUGCCAGUGAUAGCGAUAGUGGCAAGAAUUUUUCAUAUGACAAAAAUUGCGCAAAUAAUGCAAAGGAAAUGAAAUCGGGCCUUAACCAAUACUUUGAAGAAGUUCUUCCAACUAUCACAGUGACACUACCCAAAACUAACAAUAAACUUAAGGUGGCCAAGACUAACAGCAACAAAAUCACCUUGAGUCAAUACUUUGAAAGAGAAUUGUUAGAAGAGACAACUGCGGCUGAACGCAUGCAGGAAAUGAGCGAGCUGCAAGACUCCAUUGAUGGCACUUAUGUCGAAGAGACCAAUAAUGAUGAUGAAGAAAUCGACAUCUAUACUUCAUAUGCCUCUUAUAUGAGUUCCUCUGAUCCGGGCAGUGACAAUUUAUUAGUAACAUUCGACUAUGGUUAUCAAGAUUCAUUGGAAGCUGAUCUUUCUUUGAACUCUCAAAAGCUUGAAAUUCUUGAUAGUAAUGAGCAAUUGAAUAAGAAUCUUUUUAAAAUACCCGAAGAGGAAAGUUCAGAAGAUUUAUUGAAACCAAAACAUGCUGAAAUGUAUUCAAAAUCACCAAAUAUUUUCAAAGUACAUCAAGUAAAACACGCAGAAAGUAAUAGUAGUAACCUAAAUAUUACCACCAGGGCCAGUAGUUACAUUUCUAUGGCACCAUCAAUGGUCGAAUACAAUGCUGAUACAUCUGGUGACUAUGGCUCUUGGGCUCAAUGCGAAUCUGAACAGGAAGAAGGGAAUAUCGAUGAGAAAACUUAUGGCAAUUAUCGUUAUGAGGAUUUAAUUAAGAAUGAAGUUCUCAUCCAUGAUGACGAUGUUGACAAUGAUAAUAUUAUUAAUGAUGGAAUGGAGGGAAGAGAGGUUCUAAUUAAUUUCGAUUUCGAUGAAGAUGUACCACCACGCUGGUUUAAUAAUAAUGAACAAUUGUAUUAUAGAAGUGUAGAUUAUUUAAAUUAAUAAUGUCAAGUAGUAAUUUAUGUUAUUUUUUAUAUUUAAAUUUUUACAAGACAUUUUUUUUAAGAAAACAUGACCAAGUUUCACUUGUCAUUUAAUCUAGUUCUAGUACUGGUCAGAUUUGGUAAACAGAAAUAAAAUGUUGCGUAGUUGGGCACCAACUUGUAAAUUCAAAACAAAAUUAGCAAAUCUAACUUAAUCUAGUUCUAGUUAUAUUACAGAAAUUUUCAUUUAAAGUUCAACAAGACAUUUUUGAAAUAGCAAUGGAUAUAUUUUUAAUACAAUUGAAAAAUGCUGAAAUAUAACUGGAAAUUGUAUAGUACUGGAACAGAACUAUUAUAACAUGCAUUUAUUGUUUCACUGUUGACUUUAAGAUAUUAAUUU